Molecule: messenger RNA, 2894 nt
Organism: Misgurnus anguillicaudatus (oriental weatherfish)
Lineage: Eukaryota; Metazoa; Chordata; Actinopteri; Cypriniformes; Cobitidae
Source: RefSeq, a predicted model, not a curated record
GAGUGUCGCCUACAAUUGUGUAGCUCCUCCUUAGAGGUUCUUUACAUACACAUAAACACACACGCAACAGCUCUGUAGACCAUAACUGCAAACAGGCAACAACAUCUCCUCUGAUUACAGCUGAAAUCCCCAAACAUUGCUUAAAUGACCAGCCAGGUGAUCUCAACUGACAAUGGUAGAAUUCUUAUCCAGAUAAAUCCACAGAUAGGUCAAGACGAUGCUGAACAACAGGAUGAGAAAGCAACUAAUCACAAUACACUUUUUAUGAGGUUUCUUGAAGUACAACUAAAGACAUUGGGGACUGUCCAGAUAAUGAUUGGUGUGGUGUUUUUCUUGUUUGGUUUUGGGCUCUCUACCGAUGAACCAGCCAAAUACAGAAUUUUUUACAUAACUAACAGUGACAUAACCCACUGGGGAUCCCUCAUUUACAUCGCUGCUGGUUCUCUGUCUGUUGUUGCGGAAAAUAAACUCCAUCCCUAUUUGGUGAAAGCUUCGCUUGGAAUGAACGUAUGCAGUGCCGUAACUGCAGGGAUAGCCAUUAUUAUAUCGUCUAUAGAUUUAGCAGGAUCACAUCUCAUUUCAGAAAUUAAGUGGCCCACUGGAACUAUGCUGGUGUUCUCCAUCCUCCAGUUAAUCAUCUCUAUCUGCAUCUCAGCUUUUGCCUACACAACCACCUUCACAAACCAUACAGUGGUCAAUGUUUCAUUUAACCAGAACAUCUAAAUUUACGAGACUCCAUCAACUCAACAUCUGAGUCCUCAGUGGGAAAGAAGACCAGCAGCAAAAAGAGCAGAAAAUUUGCAACUUUAUUGUCAUGUAUUUUAUUUGAAAUUAAAAGUUUAUAAGUUUUGACUUAAAUGAAGUUUAUUUUUAAAUAAGUUGUUUUUAAAAUUAAGCUCACAGAGUCAAGAUUCUGUAUAUUUAUUGUAUUUACGGCUGGAGCACAAAUUUAGUGUACAUAAAAUUCUAUUUUCACUUUUUACACAUUUUUAUUGCAUUUCUAGCCAGAAAUUAGUAUUGUUGUUUUCAUACAUCAGAUUAGUUUUCACAAAGGCUAUUUGUAACAGAAUUCCAUUUUGCUGCCUAUAAAGUGUGUCUGAAUGCUUUUCCCUGAGCUGCCUUGCCUCAUGAGGCAAUAAGUCAGCUGCCUAAGCUUUCAGACGCAGCCAGAAACUUAAGUUAAAAGUAUGUAAGUGGAUGUACGUGAAAGUCUAAUAAUAAAUGUCUCUUGUCACAGAUCUCUGAGGCUACACUUUAAAUUACGGCCCACAAAUGUUACAGUUACUCCAUAACUGAACCAAUAGGGUUUAUUUUCACAGUAAUUACAGAGAAAUUGCUUUUUAAACAUAGAUAAACAAGUUAAAUUAGCUGCACUAUUGCUAUUAAAAGCAUAUCAGUUAUACAACAUUUAUACCACAUACUUGUUGAAUGCUUUAUUCUGAUUGGUUGAGAAAUGUUCCACGGGUGUUGAUUAUUUUUCUGUAAAGUGCACACUUAACCUUAAAAUAUCUUAAAAUAGCCACCAAUGUUUGUGGUAACAAUGUGUGAUUGGCCUGAAUACCUCUGACGUCAGCCAGAAAUGUGACUCAUUUAUAAAGCGUUUUUACGCACAGAUUUGAUCUUAGACCGUGCAUACGCUCAAAUCCACUCAAACGCUCAGAUUUAUAAAACUUGUCUUUGACGUGGUAAAGUACUUACCUCCACGUCAGGUUCCGACUUGACGUACGCACGUUUCCUUGUGGCAAUAUUGCAGUACUGCAGGUAGGCAUAUUCGAAACUUUUUGUUUUGUACCUUUUGUGGUCAACAUACAGAGAUUUUUUUCAUUUGUUUUGGAGUUGUCCUUAUUAAAAAAAAAUAUUGGUUAGAUUUGUGCUCUUUUGUUAGAAUUCAUAUAUUUUGCUUAAGACUUUGUUUGGAAAAUAUUUAAUUAGUUUUUUUCUCUUAUGAUAUCUUAUUACAUAAGAAAUGUUUUUUGAUUAAUGUGUUACUUUUGUUUGCAACGUUUAUUAUAAAUAAAUGUAAAUAUGGUGAUUAUAAACCAUUAUUCCGUAUUUUUUUAUUAGAAGUUAAGCAAUAGGCUACCUAAAAUCUAUUAAUAAUUUGAUAAACUAGAAAGCUGCUAAAUGUAUUAAUGUAUGUCAGCAUUUCCAUGUUUUUAUUUAAUUCUUUUUCUCUUUCAUCCCCUGGCUAAUGUAAAAAAAGUGUUGAAUAUGUUUGAUAAAAAAUAAAUAAAUAUUCGAAACUUUUACAGCGUCAACAUCAUCUGUCUAAGAGCUGACACAUUACAGACAAUGUUUUAAUAGUGCGCCGUGACGUUCUCAACUACAUUUCAGAGUUGUUUGAAUUACAGAAAUCUGUUUAGAAUUAUCUUAAUGAACUAAUGCAACAAGGACGAAGCAGGUAAACUGCGCUGUUUGUUUAUUCAGAAUAGAAACCUAAAAACAUGCAACAAUGAUGCACACAGAAAAUGAACAAGGAAAGGCAUACUACUCCAAAAUAAUUCAACCAGAUUUUAGAAUAUAUUUUAAAACAAAAUAUGUUGGCCUAUUUUGAUAUUUUAAAAUGUAGGCCUAUUCUAAUGCAAAAAGAUGGCGCCCAAGCUAUAUGUUCAUGAAACGAUUUUCUAGUUUUCUAGUAUUUAAAAAUAUAACAAAAUUGGUUUGUGGUGUUUAACGCACAUGUAAAUGUUACAGAACAGAAAACCGAUCGAAUUUAAUGAUUAAAACGACGUGAAAGGAACUAAAUUGUGAAACCUUGAUUAUCCUACAACAAGGGACAUGCGACAUUUAAGAGUGAUGGGUAUUUCAAAAAUUAAUAUAAAUUAUUCCCAUGCAUCGAUUUUAAUGUUAAACAUCUGUAAAUCCAAAUGAAUCCAUAUGGAAUAUAUUCCGAC